CUACGAUAUCAUGAGAAAACGAUGCGUGCAUUCAGGGGAAUCGCGUGAUCGCGGCCCUUUACGGCAUUUCCUCCAGCAUUUACACGUUGUUGAUCAUCAACGGAAACAGAAAUAAUCCGUAUUUGUUUUGCUUUUAUUUGCCAAAUAGGCUAUUUUAAAUGUUGAAUUGAGCUGAAAAAAUUGUUGUUACGAAAAAUUUUAUUUAUGAAAAUGUUUAAAAAUGAAAGUGAACACUGCAAAACCAGAACAAGUAACAGAAGGGCAUCAUUGGAUUACUACAUCGCUUCUUGUAAUCGUUUUUGGAAUUUUUAUAGUAGCCGUUUUCUGGAUUAGGAAAUGUAGACAACAGGGAAGCGGCCAAAAGCAUGAAUACAGCGCCCUAAAGACCGAUGGAGGAGUCGAGAAAUUUCGCGAAGAACGACAAAUUCGUAAUGGAGCGUUCAUCACGUGUAGAAAUAAUCUUCAGAACAACGAUAGAUACGAAUUAAAAACUCAAUUAGAUAUUAUCGGAUCUAGACCCGACAAACACUGGUUUAUCGUCCAAGAUAACAUUCUAGGAGCAGAAAGACUGUUAGCUUUACUACCUCUUCCGUCAAAUUGUCCCAUAAGUCCGUCCCAAGCGACAAAAGAUACACUUUUAGCUUUAUUCAGGGGAUUGCAACAUCCCUAUAUUCAUCCAAUUCUGGACAUAGAAUUUUGGGAUGCCGGCGCUGCCGUUAUAACCCCUUUAAAUCCCACCGGAAGUCUAAAAGAUUUAAUUUACGGGUCUGCGUGGCAUGAGGAUUAUGAGAAAAAGUACACGUCCAAAAGUGAAGGACUUUCGUUGAGAACAAUACAAUGUCUGGGUCGUCAAAUCUUGGAAGGUUUACUUUUCUUGAGGAAUCGAUAUUUUCCACAAUUAUAUCAUCUGCAUUCAGGUAACGUUAUAAUUCAAAACGGAGUAGCUAGAUUAGCUGGUUUAGAAAAUCCUCUACUGGGUUUGAUACCGAAACCACCAUCUGCUCCCGAAACUCUUUCUUUCGGUUACCUACUUUUUGAAAUGACAGCUGGAUACGAGCUUCCAGAACCUCCUACGCCAGCUCAUCUACAACUCGAAUUAGAAAGAGCACCAAAGGUAGCUGAAACUCUCGAUUAUAUUUUUCAAACAUCCAGAACUCCAACGUUAGAUGAAUUAGUAAGGUGUGACCUUUUUCGUGGUGUGGAAUUAAGAGAGCUGAGAGGUGCCAGUAUAAUUCAAAGUACGUCUAAUUCAGAUGUCUUGGAUCUUCUAGAAUCUGUUAAAAAUCCCGUACCGCCGUCCCCUUUAAGACGAAAAGAUGUAGUAGUGGUGAUAGAAGAGACGAGGUUAGAAGACAUUAUAGAAGAAGAAGACAACGAAGACAGUGAUUGUAGUGUUAUAGAGACUAGUAAGACCAGAAAUCGGUAGUACUCUAAAUUUGUUAUUUGUAAUGCUAGAGAUUUAGUAUGUAUUUUCUCAAUUAGAAUUCUUAUUAGAAAUUUUAUUGUCGGAUCAAUUUACAUAAAUCGAGUUCUAUGAAAUCAUUUUAUGACGUCUCUUUGGCGAAGUUUUUGAAUAUUUAUAUGAUAAACGAUCCCUUAUUGAUUGAUAAUUGUUCCUUUGGGAAAUUUUUUUAGUACUGAGGAUGAGUAGGUGCCGAAAUAUUUCAUUAAAUUUAAUCUUCAUUGUUAUCAAUUUAUUUUUCUAUAUACUCAAUGAACAAAAUAUGUACUAUGUGAGUUCGAACCUACGGACGCCAUAACCUUUCCAGUCGAAUGUUCCCUUUGUAUUCACUUCUGAUGACACUCAAAUUACUGCAGUUUUGAUUCGGGUCUAUAGUGAUGAAUCCAGAUCUCAUCCAUAGUCAUAAAUGUGGAAAAUUGUUUGAAUUUUGCUUGAACAGCUUCAAACAAGAUUCCGAAUCAUCAUUCCGUUGAUGAUAUUGUUUUAAUGUUACAAAACGUGGUGCUUAUUUCUAAAGAAGCUUCCUCAUAAUCUUAUACUUAUGUUUUACAAAAUGAUAUCUUUAUGAUAUGUUCUAUCUCUAUUAAAUUCACCUUAGCGGUUUGCUGUUAGUAUUUUAAAUUGUUUUUCAAGAGAAAAAUCAUCAUAACACUUUUUUAACGGAACAUUGUUUAUUAUUUAGAAGAUUCUAGCUAGUUAACUAUUAUUUUUUUGUCGAUCAAACCAAGAGCUUAUUGAUCUAUGAUAUAUGUUAGUUGAAAAUUUUUAAAUAUGUACUUAGGUCCUUGUGCUAUAGAGGAGCAAUUAGGAUUUGAAAACCCUCAGCAAUUUUUAGUGUUCAUCAAUCAGAAAAUGUCUCCAGAAGCUGUUGUUUUGGGAAUUAUCCUUUGCUCCUUUUGUAAGCUUCAUAAUGGAACCUACUGGCUUCAACAUUGACUCCAAUAAUUCCUUAUUAUACCAAUUUUUUAGAAUAAUUUUGACCUUAAGUUUUACUUGGUUAUUUUUUCAUGUUAUUUACUUUGUCUUCAAUGAAUUCGAUAUUGUUGUAUUUUGAUCCAACAUUAUCUUAGUGUUCUUAGUAUAAUUUGCUGAAAUUUUGAAAAAUGCUGUGCCGUAGCUUUGACCCAUUCGUUGUGGCCAAAUAAUGGACCAUAUUUUUCGAUAAAAAUGAAACGUUGUUAUAUUCUAAUAAUAAUGAUCAAAUACUAUUUUCUUACUCAUGCACUAAAUAUAAAGAACGCCCUAGAAAAUAAUUGGGGUUGAAGCUGAUAUAUUACCGGUUACAGAAAUUCCAGCUUUUAAAGAUACAAUAAAUAGUUGAUUUCAAAUAUUUUUCAAAAUCUUGUAUCACCAUAAGAAUUUGUAAGCAAUUCAAAAUUUCAUUGCUGGGGAUUCAGCAAACCUGAACGAUUAUCAAAUUUCCACGACUGCUUAUACUUUAAACGAAUAACCUCAGUUUUGUCAGUGUAUAAAAAUACAUUGAUUUGAAUAAGAUCAUACUGUUUUAAAAAUUUUUGUUAAUUUCAUUGAAUUUUCAAAAUAUUGAGCGUAAAGUUUAUAAUUGUAGUAACAAUCGCGGUCACUCAACAAAAUUCAAAUACACUGAGUACAUGUCGAAUGAUUGACAACCUUAUGAGGUAUUCAUUAUUUAUAAUUGACUGUUUUUCUUGUAUAAGGAUCCUUCUAAAUAGUAUUCCAAUCAAAAUAAGAUCUCUUAUUUCCUAUUAGUGAAAUUGGAUAUAACCUUAUAAGCUUACAAUAUUAUUUUAUGAGAAUAACUGAAAAAUAUCACAACGCAAAAUAUUUCUUCAUAUAAAAUUCUUCCACUUGCUACUGCGGCGCCACCUUAAUUUGCUUGCCUCUACUCUACAUAAUUUGAUUUUAAGAGAUAGUUUUCUCCUCGAAGCUUCAGUACUUCACGGAUAGAGGGUGUCCUAAAACAAUUCAAACCAUAAGAUCUUAAUUUUAUUUUUUACGGAUAACGUUCUUUGUGUGAAUUUUUUAUUUGAUUUUCAUUAAAGUUUUUAAAUCUAAUGUGACGCCAUAUUUUCAAUCGUAUUAGGGAAGUGUAAUUAUGUAGGAAUCUGUAAAUUAGAUGAAAUCUGUAAGCCUUCAUUCAUAUGAAUUGGAAAGUUGUUUAUCGUUAACCGAUGAAAAUGAUUAAGUAAAAAAUCAUUCUUUUAAUUAUUCUAUAUUUCGACAAAAAAAUAAUAAAUUUCAGGUGACUUCUGCACCGUUUUUAACUAACAGUUGUUAGUUCAUGUUAUACCUAGUGAUAUUUUUCACAAUUUUAUUUUAAACUUUGUGUUUGGUAAUAAUAAAAAAGGUGAUACAAAUUAAAGGCAAUAAAUAUGAAUGUUUAAUGUGACAGAUACGUAUCCAGAGCCGUCCUCUUGUCUGCUUUCAUCGUUUUCUUCUGUUAUAGUCCAUCUGCUUCUCGAACUUGGAUAAAAAUUAUGAAAACCAGAAAAAAGUCAAAGUACAGUUUUGUUAAUUCCAUGAAUGAUCAAACGUAAAACAGAAAAUCAAUAUUCAGAGACAAUCGUGUAAAUUAUAUAAAGUUUGCAUUAUGUUAAAUUCGUAGUUGUUAAUCUUUGCAAUAAUUCAUAGUGUUGUUUGUUUGAAAUUUAAUAAAAAUAAAACAAAUCUUCUGAAAA
Diorhabda sublineata is the source of this 4119-nucleotide messenger RNA. It is a transcript of the gene Slob, whose product is annotated as slowpoke-binding protein. The transcript has 8 exons. The record is from RefSeq and is a predicted model, not a curated record. Lineage: Eukaryota; Metazoa; Arthropoda; Insecta; Coleoptera; Chrysomelidae. The coding region runs from base 221 to 1426 and encodes 401 amino acids.